This is a messenger RNA of Branchiostoma belcheri (Belcher's lancelet), 1404 nucleotides long. Its product is annotated as leucine-rich repeat-containing protein 15-like. The record is from RefSeq and is a predicted model, not a curated record. The coding region runs from base 1 to 1404 and encodes 467 amino acids. Gene Ontology annotation, molecular function: protein binding. The transcript is spliced from 5 exons. Gene Ontology annotation, cellular component: extracellular matrix. NCBI's taxonomy places the organism in Eukaryota, Metazoa, Chordata, Leptocardii, Amphioxiformes, Branchiostomatidae.
AUGGGUAAGAAGGAAAUACUGGUUUUCCUCAUCAUCAUCAUCCUGACUGAGCCUAGCGUGCCAGAAGCUAACUGCAGCUGUCUCAAUUCACACUGUGACUGUCGCAGUAUGAACCUCACCAGUGUCCCUCAGAACCAAAUAGAUUGUUUCCCACAUCUGCCCAGGCUUAAAACGUUGACCUUGAAGAAGAAUAGGAUUACCCAGAUUUCCCCUAAAACAUUUUUAAAUCUACCCAAACUAACAUUUUUACUCCUAAAUUUCAACCAGAUAACUAACAUUCAGCCCGGAACAUUCUCAAACCUUCCAUGUCUCAAACGUUUGUUCCUGGGUAACAACCAGAUAACUCAUAUAUCGGCUGGUGCGUUCUCAAAUGAUCCCCAGCUCCAAAUGUUGUUCCUUCACCGUAAUCAGAUAAGUGAAGUUCAAUAUGGUACAUUUUCUGGCUUACCCCAGCUUCAAAGUCUUCACCUGAACAGCAACAAAAUAACAACUAUCGAGUCUGGCUCAUUCUCAAAUCUACCCAAGCUGCGUUGUUUGAUGCUGAGCAAUAACCAGAUAGCUGUCCUUCCCCCGUCAAUCUAUGACAUCUUAUCAUCACUGUCUAUGGUAGCAAUUCAAUCAAACCCCUGGCAGUGUGACUGUGCGAUGCUUCCAUUCAGGCUUAAAAUGACUGGGUCUCAUGCAUUUGAGAAUAUGAUAACAUGUGCCCAACCUGCUAACUUUAGAUCAAAAGCGCUGAAGGAUAUCAAUCCUGAAAACCUAGUGUGUAAAGAGCAAACUACGCUUAAAACGUUGACCUUGAAGAAGAAUAGGAUUACCCAGAUUUCCCCUAAAACAUUUUUAAAUCUACCCAAACUAACAUUUUUACUCCUAAAUUUCAACCAGAUAAAUAACAUCCAUCCUGGAACAUUCUCAAAUCUUCCGUGUCUCAAACGUUUGUUCCUGGGUAACAACCAGAUAACUCAUAUAUCGCCUGGUGCCCUCUCAAAUCUUCCCCAGCUCCAAAUGUUGUUCCUUCACCGUAAUCAGAUAAGAGAAGUUCAAUCUGGUACAUUUUCUGACUUCCCCCAGCUUCAAAGUCUUUACCUGUACAGCAACAAAAUAACAACUAUCGAGUCUGGCUCAUUCUCAAAUCUUCCCAAGCUGCGUUGUUUGAUGCUGAGCAAUAACCAGAUAGCUCUCCUUCCCCCGUCAAUCUAUGACAUUUUAUCAUCACUGUCUAUGGUAGCAAUUCAAUCAAACCCCUGGCAGUGUGACUGUGCGAUGCUUCCAUUCAGGCUUAAAAUGACUGGGUCUCAUGCAUUUGAGAAUAUGAUAACAUGUGCCCAACCUGCUAACUUUAGAUCAAAAGCGCUUAAAGAUAUCAAUCCCGAAGACUUAGUGUGGAAGGUCUUACAGACUUAA